Messenger RNA from Gaeumannomyces tritici R3-111a-1, 2394 nucleotides. RefSeq lists its product as hypothetical. Gene Ontology annotation, molecular function: protein binding. The record is from RefSeq and is a predicted model, not a curated record. Bases 586 to 1491 code for a protein of 301 amino acids. NCBI's taxonomy places the organism in Eukaryota, Fungi, Ascomycota, Sordariomycetes, Magnaporthales, Magnaporthaceae. The transcript has a single exon.
UAUCGACCGAGGUUGAUGCAAAGUUUAGUGGCAAGUUGCAGUCACAGUUGCAGCGCCCAGUCUCUGCGAAUUACCAAGGGACUCGUCACAACCAACACUUAGCAAACGGCACUCGAGACCCAUGCAGAUUCCAGAUUCGCUGAUCGACCUCUGACUGGCGCACGUGCUUGCCGCUGUAUGUGAUUGAGCCAUCGUGCUUAGGUCCUGUCGGUCAUGCCUUCCCUUCUAACCUGCCGGUCGUACCUUCCCUGACUUUAUCGUGAGGUGGAUUCCUGCAUGAGUGGGGCUACCGUCGAGUCUCGUCACUUACCCAAAAGCAACCCUCCAAUUCCCACCCACUCGUUUUCGCGACCGUCUCUUUUCACCAUACACUCUCAGGCUCACCAUUUCCCACCUCGACAUCCGCCGCAAUCGCGUCAGCCAAGUUACAAGGCCAGGUAGUUAUGGUCGCGGUCCCGACAGCUUCUGGAUCCCCCUGGAAUCCCUUUUCGGAGCGAGCAAUCGCAGAUACUGAACAAUCAUGACCCUGGUGCUAGACUUGUCUCCUCAGUCCCUCUAGGUAGCCGAUCACUUCCCGGACCCGCGAUGGCUUCGCCGGCGGAUUCGACGCCGGCGCCCCUCGCUGAAGCUGCGCGGGACAGCGACGCGGCUCCGGCCAAGGCGCACGCAGCGGCGUCGCCCAACCCAGCGUCGCAAUUGACGCAAACCACAGCCGGACCUGCCGCCUCUAUCGCCUCCGACGCAGUCGCAUCACCUGGGCCUGGCGGAUACACGACCGAAGACGACGCGAAGGAGGAGGGCGAAGCAGAUGAAGACGACACCGCCGACACCAACGGCAAGCCUACCAUCACCUCGACCACCUCGCAGCCUGCAGAGACGCAGCCGCCAUUGCCCGCCGAGCCCACUCCAGAGCAGCAGCCGCAAACCCAGCAGGGCGAUGGUUGGGACUAUAUGUGGCAUGCUGGAUCAAACCGGUACUACUUCUUCAAUUCACUGACAGGAGAGAGCACCUGGGAUAACCCGCGUGUCCCCCCUUCGGCGUCCACCGUCACGGUCGAUGUAGCAACGGGCCCUCAAUCGCCCGCGCCGCCGCCACUUCCCACUGUUGCCGGCGGCUACAACCCCGCAAUCCACGGGGACUAUGACACGUGGUACGCAGAGCACGGACCCAAGGAUGAGGACGAUGAUGAGACGUCGGUGGCGGCGGGGAUGGCGGACCCGGCCCAGCUGCUGGCUGGCGUCACGUUCAAUCGCGUGACCGGCCAGCCUCAGCGGUCAGACCAGGGCGCGGACUGGCACGGCGACGAGGGCAGAGCGCGGCGUCAGAUGAACAGCUUCUUCGACGUCGACUCGGCCGCAAACGCCCACGACGGAAGGAGCCUCAAGGCCGAGCGCGCCGGCAAGCGCCUCACCAGGAGCGAGGUGAAGCACUACAAGGAGAAGCGCAAAGCCAAGAAGGACGAGAAGAGGAGGGCUUGGCUGAGGGACUGAUCGGGUCUGUCUCGCGGCCUGCCUCUGUUCUUCCCUACUGUCCCUUUCUUCCCCCUGUGGUGGUUGGUUACUCGUUCCAGCCGCGCAACGGUCACAGAAGAGACUCCCGGUUUUCAUGGAGUUGCCUUCUUUUUGCGUGCGAUCUUUACAGAAGGGCCUCACGGUUACCAUGGAGUUGCCUUGUUCUUUCGUGCCCUCUUUACCGAAGGGCCUCACGGUUGUCAUGAAGCUGCCUUCUUCCUUGCAUUGUCUUUUUACAGAAGAGACUCACGGGUUUCAUGGAGUUGCCUUCUUCUCGCAUGCGGUAUUUACAGAAGAGCCUCACGGUUUUCAUGGAGCUGCCUUCUUCUCUCUUGUCUUUUUACAGAAGGGACUUGCGGUUCUCAUGAGGUUGCCUUCUCGCAUGCGAUCUUUACCCAAGGGCAUCACGGUUGUCAUGGAGCUGCCCUCUUCGUUUGUCUUGUCUUAUUUGCGCUUUUAUCUUGCCUGCUUUCCUGUUCCAUCCUUCUUCCCCUUGCCUUUUCUUCCAUUGGUACAGGAUGGCAAGGCGGCUUUUGGAGAGGAAAAUCUGGGCUUGGACUGUUGAAUUGUGAUGUGUUUAUAGGCUCUAUUCUAAUGGCGGGUUGGAUGGCAUAGUCCUUGGAUCUUCUUGGAUCUCCUUGGAUCUACCAGGUCGACUGCAUCGGCUUGACGACGGCAUUUGCGCGGGUUUUGACGGGGCGCGGAUCUGGGUUAGAACACUGGACCAACACGAGAACAGGACAUCAACUGUGCGUGUUAUGUAGACAUAUAUACUGCGGUUGAGAAACAAAUGGGUUCCCGCAUAUCGCUUAUCAACACUGAUCGUCAUCGUCCGCGUCCGCGUCCUCGUCCUCAUCCUCUUCAUCGUCGUCGAGAACCAUC